GUUUUCAUUAAAUUAUACUAUAUAGCUCAUUUUUACUUUGUGACUGUGGUAACAACCCCAUGCUAAACCUGACGUAAUUGUUAACAGGGGAACAACAAACGUGGAGAGUGAAGAUGUCAACUCCAGCAAGACGGCGUUUAAUGAGAGAUUUUAAACGGCUUCAAGAGGACCCUCCUGCUGGAGUUAGUGGAGCCCCUUCUGAAAACAAUAUCAUGGUGUGGAAUGCCGUCAUUUUUGGCCCAGAGGGAACCCCUUUUGAAGAUGGAACUUUCAAACUCACAAUAGAAUUCACAGAGGAAUACCCUAACAAGCCUCCAACAGUGCGUUUUGUCUCCAAAAUGUUUCAUCCAAAUGUCUAUGCAGAUGGUAGUAUAUGCUUGGACAUUCUUCAAAACCGCUGGAGUCCGACAUACGAUGUUUCUUCAAUCCUAACUUCAAUACAGUCUUUACUGGAUGAGCCGAAUCCGAACAGCCCAGCCAACAGCCAGGCAGCUCAGCUGUACCAGGAGAACAAGCGGGAGUAUGAGAAGAGGGUGUCUGCCAUCGUGGAACAGAGUUGGCGUGAUUGUUGACCCCCUCACCAUUCACAAAGAAUGAACAAUAUCCAGCCUCAAGUCGUAACAAAAACACAGAAGACAAAUAUCUCAUAAAGGAAAUGAAAUGCGCAUCAUGGUUUAAAUCCUUCUCUGCAUUAUGUGUGUCUGUAGUGAGGUUUGUAUGUUGUUGUGGUAUCACUUCAUGCAGAAUGCUCCUCCUGGACAAGAGCACAUCAUUAAAGUAAAUUGAUGUUGUUAAAUCUGGGUUACUUACAAUGUAAUUUACCCCAAUAUUUCUAUCUUGAGACAAAAAGGUAUGUUCAUUUGUAGUUAAUUUUGUAUCUUGUCGUUUUAGUGGUUUUAAGUCCUCUACAGUGUGAUUUGCUGUGUGGAUCAACAUUUUUUCUUUUUUUCUAUUCUUUGAAUGUUUGGUUUCUAGCUUCUCUCACCCAUUUGCCUUUUUGAAACUUUAGUAUGAUAUUAACUAAGAAACAAUAUGAUGAACACCGGUCAUGGACUUCUAUUCCCAACCAAUGUCAAUCUCAAUAUCCUAUCCUUUUUUUUAAUGCACAAACCGUGUUCUUGUUGGGGCUUUGUGCCAAAUGGCGCUUUCAUCAAUGAAUGAUAUGCAUCAGGAAUCAAGUGUUUCAGAAAGGAACGUACUUGGUGCACUUUCAAAAGUCCUGUAACUGUUGCAACAAAAAUAAAAAAGCUACAAGUAACUGUUUCCAUGGACAGUUUUUAUGCAAGUAAAAUAAUGUGUGUAUAUGUGUGUGAAUAUAAAAAUCACGACAGCUGUGCUAGAAAAGGGGUGUUUUGGUGUACUUUUAUAAAUGCCAGAUCAUUUGUUCGUUUGACAUGGUGUGAUCUUUUUGUCGGUAAAAUGAAUGUGGGAAAUGGCAGUGGCAAUGCCUUUAUGUGUAAAUAUUGAUAUAACCGUUAUGUCAAAGUACAUUUGGAGUCGUGGCGAUAUGUGUGAGAUAUUCCCACUACAACUCUGUUUAUGCAGAUUAUUAGGCUGCAGUUGAAAUAAAUUCUGAUUAACUUCA
Molecule: messenger RNA, 1585 nt
Organism: Oncorhynchus gorbuscha (pink salmon)
Lineage: Eukaryota; Metazoa; Chordata; Actinopteri; Salmoniformes; Salmonidae
Product: ubiquitin-conjugating enzyme E2 A
Exons: 7
Coding region: 114-572 (152 amino acids)
Biological process (GO): DNA repair; proteasome-mediated ubiquitin-dependent protein catabolic process; protein polyubiquitination
Cellular component (GO): HULC complex
Molecular function (GO): ubiquitin conjugating enzyme activity
Source: RefSeq, a predicted model, not a curated record